Oryza sativa Japonica Group (Japanese rice) is the source of this 1836-nucleotide messenger RNA. RefSeq names its product probable transcription factor RL9. The record is from RefSeq and is a predicted model, not a curated record. NCBI's taxonomy places the organism in Eukaryota, Viridiplantae, Streptophyta, Magnoliopsida, Poales, Poaceae. Gene Ontology annotation, molecular function: transcription cis-regulatory region binding. Gene Ontology annotation, biological process: abaxial cell fate specification; regulation of DNA-templated transcription.
CCUCAUCACUUUCUCUCUCUACCACUCACUUAAAAAGGGAAGUACCACACAUACAAUCCAUUGCUUGCUCAAAGAAAGUAGAGAGUGUGUGAAAGCUGAGCUGAUCUCUCAAGAACAAGAGAAGAGGAGGCAGAAGCAAAGUGAGAUCAAGCUGAUAGUGAGAGUGAGAUCAAUGGAGCUCUUCCCUUCGCAGCCGGAUCUUUCCCUCCAGAUCGGCCUCCCCACCGGCGCAGCCGCGGCGGCGCAUGGCCACGGCCUCAACGCGAGGUUCUUUGCCGCCGCCGCGGGAGCGGGUGGCCACAACCCGGCAAUGGCGUCGUCGCCGCCGUCGUCGCUGCAGCUUCCGCUUCCCAUGCCGCUGCCCAUGGCUCCAGCCGGCGCCGGCGGCCUGCAGUUCUACCCCGACGCCGCCGCCGCCGCCGCCGCCGCCAUGCUGAGGCCCAUACGCGGCGUGCCGCUGUACCACCACCACCAGCAGCAGCACGCCGCGGCGGCGCCGUUCGUGGGCGCGGCGCCGCUGCCGCACCACCCGAGCUCAGGCGGCGCGUGCUACUGCGAGCCGUGCCACGUCGCCGGCGCGUGGCGCAGGGGUGGCUGCGGCGGCGGCGGCGCCCGCGGCGUGCUCCCGGCGAAGCGCGCCCCGCGCGCGCCGCGCAUGCGCUGGACGUCCACCCUCCACGCCCGCUUCGUCCACGCCGUCGAGCUCCUCGGCGGCCAUGACAGGGCAACGCCAAAGUCGGUUCUUGAGCUGAUGGAUGUGAAGGACCUCACCCUGGCUCAUGUCAAGUCUCACUUGCAGAUGUACAGGACAGUGAAGAAUACCGAAAGGCCGGCAGCUUCGUCAGAUCAAGCUGAUGGGUUUGAGAAUGGGUCGGCCGGCGAGAUCUGCGACGAGAACUCGCUCGACCUGCACGGCGGAUGCAGGCCGGAGGCGAUGUCGGCGGCGGCGCGACAUGGAAGGUUAGCUGCCUGUAACGAUCAUGGGAGCAGCACCGGUGCUCAUGGCGCCCUGUGGAAUAGCUCCUCAAGGGAGGACUGGUCUGGCUUCCAUGAGUCCAACACUGGAACCAUGCAAACUCUGAAGGAUAUGCAAUCCAAGAGCCUAGAGAUCAUAUCAGACAUGAACUCCUGCGUUUCGGAGACGACAUCGAGCACCAGCGAGCUGAACCUCGAGUUCACGCUAGGGCGACCACAAAACCGACCAAACUAAUGAUCAAUCGACACCGAACAGUACCAGUCGAUAACUGAUCUGCAAAGCAUCAUCAUGAUCAUGAUCAUCGUCGACAAGAAUUAGGGGAAGUAGUUUGCAUGUUCAUCGAUCAUGCAUGUUAACAUGGUCCCAAAGAGUAGACAUUGUCAUCUUUCACUGUUGAAAAAGAUGUUCAAGGUGAAGGACAGUGUGGAAAAAGGAGGAAAGCUAGCUAGGUAGUGGUAGAGGUGAGGUGAAAGCAAAGCAUUUGUGCCAAUGGGAAAUGGGGUUAAUGUCUAGGUCAAAUUAGAUGGCUCUUUUUUUUUUUUGCAGUUGUAACAUUGAGCUAGCUAGCUGAUGGGGGAAGAAAAGGAGAAAAGGGUGGCUUUUCUACUGCAAUCACAUGCAUGUCCAUGAGCUUUGCUAGAUAGUAGCUUUUGUAGCCUUGACAGUAGGAGAGAAAAGAGAUAAAGCUGAUGAUCUAUGUGUAUGCACAUUAUGCAGUGCUGUUCAAGACCUUUAGGGAGAUAAGGUGACCAUGAUAACAACAUCAUAUAGCUGCUGACAUCUGUGUAUGCUUAUUAUUAGUCAGUGAUCUCAACUGUCCUGAAACAUGCAAAAUUAGGGAAGCAAAAAGAAACUUCUGA